UACAAUUGUACAUGUCAACUGACAACAUUAAAAUUCUUGAUGACGAUAUUCUUCUACACCGUACCUCCUACGUCUGCCAUCCGAAUCAUACACGCCUUGACGACGCCGUACGCAAGCCUAGCCACUAUCUCCAACAACUAGCACCGACACAAUAGUCGGUCUAAUUUAUAAUUUGGCGUUGAAAUCGCGGCGAUUGUUCAUUCCUUAAAAUUCAUCACCGGCACUACCUACUCGUCUUACUUAUGACGACUAUUCUAGGUUACUAUCACGACGAUUUGUAGGGGGAGCUCAAUUAAGGGGAAAGCAACACUACAAACAUCACACAAGCACCCAACAUGGCUUCGUUCAAGGACCCGGGUGCCUCUUCUAUCACUGUCGCAGUGCGAGUGCGACCAUUCACAAUCAGAGAAGCAGCACAACUGCACCGUAACGAUGACGGGACCCUAUUUCUAGGAGACGGUUCCUUAGCAGCAGCUCCCCAGCCGAAGCUGAAGCAAAGUGGCAUCCGCUCCGUUAUUAAAGUUGUCGAUGACCGAUGCUUAGUAUUCGAUCCGCCGGAAGAUAAUCCUGUGCAGAAGUUUUCCAGAUCGGUAGUGCCGAACGGCAAAAAGGUCAAAGACCAAGUCUUCGCCUUCGACCGAAUAUUCGACGAGAACACCUCCCAAACCGAGGUAUACGAGGCAACGACAAAGAAUCUAUUAGAUAGUGUACUCGAUGGAUACAAUGCAACGGUAUUCGCGUACGGAGCCACGGGAUGUGGCAAGACGCAUACGAUCACUGGAACAUCUCAAAUGCCCGGAAUCAUAUUCUUGACGAUGCAAGAGCUCUUCGAGAAGAUUGCCGAUCGUAGCGACGAGAAGCAUACAGAGAUAUCCUUAUCAUACUUAGAGAUCUACAACGAGACUAUUCGAGAUCUGCUAGUCCCCGGCGGCAGCAAGCAAGGAUUGAUGCUCCGUGAGGAUUCCAACGCAGGCGUCACCGUCUCCGGACUCACAAGUCACCACCCCAAGGAUGUUCAAGAAGUUAUGGACAUGAUUGUGCAGGGAAACGAGUACCGGACGGUGUCACCUACGGAGGCAAAUGCUACUUCGUCUAGAUCUCAUGCUGUCCUGCAGAUUAACGUCGCCCAGAAAGAUCGCAAUGCAGCCGUCAACGAACCACAUACUAUGGCGACCCUGAGUAUCAUCGACUUGGCAGGCAGUGAACGAGCUAGUGCCACCAAGAAUCGAGGCGAACGACUUAUGGAAGGUGCAAAUAUCAACAAGUCGUUGCUAGCAUUGGGCAGCUGUAUUAAUGCGCUCUGCGAUCCUCGAAAGAAAAACCACGUACCCUACCGAAACAGCAAGUUGACACGACUGUUGAAGUUUUCGUUGGGCGGAAAUUGCAAGACGGUCAUGAUCGUUUGUGUCAGUCCGUCUAGCGCCCACUUCGACGAGACACAAAACACUCUGCGAUAUGCCAACCGAGCAAAGAACAUUCAGACGAAGGUGACUCGAAACGUCUUCAACGUCAACAGGCACGUCAAGGACUUCUUGGUAAAGAUCGACGAGCAGAUGGCCUUGAUUAACGAACUUAAAGCACAACAGAAGGACGCGGAGAGAAUAUUCUUCGCUAAAUUCCAGAAGCAGCUGGAGAAGAAAAGUUGGUCUGUAAAGGAAGGCGUCCAGAGAAUCCAAGCAGCGUAUGAGAACUCGCAGGCUGAGCGCCAAGAUAAGGUCAACCUCAUGAAGAAGCAACGCGGUAUCGAACGCCGUAUCGGACUACUAUCGUCAUGGAUUGCGGCGUUCGAUACAGUUUGCGAUAUGAGGGAGGAUGAGGAUUCGAUGCCGCCUAACCUCGUAGCCAUGCGCAAGACAGCGGUGGGCAUUCAACUAGAGCUCGAGAACAGCCGACAGCAUAUCCACCAAAAGCUGAGCAAGAUGAAUUGGGAGCGUGCUAUUGACGGAGCUCUCCAACAUAGUAUCAGCCAACUACCUUCGGGUGACGGACAUGCGGUGGACAACGGCGAAAUCGAGAGUCUAACGAGAGAAGCGGAGCUGUGGAAAGCCAACUUCGCUCGAGAAGCCGACCGCGAAGUUCUCGAGCAGGAUCGCGCAGGCGACGCAGGCAUUAUGCAAGUUCUUUUGACGGCACAAUUCGAAAUCCUUUCGUCGCUCGCCGAUACGAUGAACAUGAGCGAGGAAGAGGCAGUCGCCCAUGCGAAGAGCAUUAUCCACCGUCUUCUCGAGACCGGAUUUACGGCUACUGCUCAAGUGGUCAAGCCCGACGGGGCUAAGAUGCCGGUAGAAGCAUUUCCCCCCACGAAACGCGGAACUCCGAAGCGCAAGAAGACGGCAAACCUUAGCAAGGAGGCGGUCAAACCGAUACCAAACCCGGCUUUGGCAGCCGUCGUAGCAGCUCAACCACAGCCGGUACCUGGCUCGCCGUUCAAGGGAUCACCUCGACGCCGCAAGGCGCUUAACGCACGAAAAGGUGUCUCGUUUACCCCUUCAAAGAAGAAGUCACCUACGAGACGUGUAGUACGAUGGCGCGACGACGACGGCGAAUCCGGUACUUUAGCCGACUUUGAGAAGACUCCUCAAAAAUUCGACAAAUCGCCGGAACGCAGCUCGCCGCAGAAGGCGAUACCGCAAGUUUCUGCUAUCCCGUUGAACCUUAACAAGGACAGAGCAGAUAGUCCUGCUGAAGAAUCGAGCCCUUCUAUUACUGUUCCUGAGAUGUCAAGCAUCCCCGUUUCGAAGCCUAACAGGUUUCAAGCAGGAUUCUUGUCUAAAGCUCGACCGUCAGAUGCCGGAGGUUCGCCUACGCCACCGGCCAUCUCUAUAAACCAGACAUCCUCUUCCGAAGGCGAGGGGAGAGUUAGCCCGCUAAGAAACUUGGACGUCUCGAGAGCAGCUAACAUCUACUCUCCGAAGACGCGCCUUUCUCUAAGCCCUUCACAAAUACCGGCACCUCGAGUGUCCUCACUUUCGCCGCCUUCCGACGAGAACCAACCCCCUUCAUCCGAUUCGGAAAACUCCUCGAUUAUCGACACGUCUAAGCUACGUUCGGCGAUCCACGCAAGCAAGCGACCUAAGCGCUUGUCUUCGCUCGCGGGAAGCGUUACAGGUGCCAGCGGGGCCUCUAGAAGGGUCUCGUCGGUUGGACCGCUCACAGGCGCGCACAAGACCAGCGCCAGCUACUCGGGUCCCUUAGCAUCGAGCACCAACGGCAUCUCGCGACUGCGACGCGGCAGCGCGGAGAGACGUAGGAGCCCUCCUAUCAGCUGCUCGCCGCAAGAUAUGCCGGGCCAGUCGAAGGCGUUUACGCCCGGCCAGGCCAGACGCAUGAACCUGAGCAGCAGCGUGCGCGGCCUCAGCGGACUGGCUAGCCCCGGCGAGCGAAGAGAGAGGAUGGAAGCUACUAGCAGCCGCGGCCGCCGCAUUACUAUUGGUGGUUCGGCGAUGGCUGGCGGUAGCAUGAGGAAGGCUAGGAGCAGUUUGGCUUUGCGAUGAGCCCCUAGCCCCUCUAUAAAUAAUCACAGAAGCCCUUGACGGAUUUCGAGACAUGCAUGAACGAAGGAAUCGGGUGUGGAAAUGGAAUGACAUUUGCAGAUUGCGCGUCUUCGUUUCUUCUAGAAGUCUCUCCGGUCGAGACGAGACUGGAGUUUCGGGUGGUUCUUUUUUUUUUUUUACUUUCUAUCAUUCUCGCAACGUCACGAUCGGUCGGCCAGACAAGACAGUUCAUAGGAGUUUGGGAGAGGUUUCUGUAUAAAGUAAUUUUUCUGUAUUGACUAGGGUUCCGGGCCCUAUCAUAGGGCUACCGGUUGCGCGCUUAAGAAGCAGCAGCAGCAGCAACUCUGGUAAUGCGAUUCUCUGUUCAUUAUUCAUGUUGGGUGAUUGAUGGCCGGGGAUGAUUGGUGAUUUGGUGAUUUAGUGCGAGUGAGUGAGGUGCAUGAUUGUACGUUUUAUCAUUCUGCUAAUGGGCUUACGAAUUGAGUUUUUUUGGUGUUUAUUUUGGGAUGAGUAGAUGAUUACUUAAGGAACGUAAUAACCUUAGAGAAGAGCCUUCAAUAACAAAAUGAUACGAAGAAGAGGUUAUAAACG
Molecule: messenger RNA, 4085 nt
Organism: Annulohypoxylon truncatum
Lineage: Eukaryota; Fungi; Ascomycota; Sordariomycetes; Xylariales; Hypoxylaceae
Product: kinesin-domain-containing protein
Exons: 4
Coding region: 336-3494 (1052 amino acids)
Biological process (GO): microtubule-based movement
Molecular function (GO): ATP binding; microtubule motor activity; microtubule binding
Source: RefSeq, a predicted model, not a curated record